GAUGGGGUUGGGAUAGCAACAAAGAGUCUUUAAUAAUCCAGCGCAGUCUUUUCCCUUUCCCCAAGUCUCAAUGCCCCUCCCCAGUCUCGCUGCAGGGGAGGGGGGAGGGAAGGGAAAGACUGGGCCGGCGGGGGUAGGAGGAGUGGUACGGAGAGAAGGAGGGGAAGGAGGGGGAAACGACGCUCUCCCACCAGCUCUUGCCCCCUCCCCCCAUCUCCCCAGCCGCCUCUCGGCGCUAGCCCUCCUCCCCCGGGUUGGGCUGGCGCGUGCGUGCUCCCUCGCCUCGCGCCCCGCCCCCUCCUCGGGCUCCUCGCGGCGGCGAUCCUGAUCCUCCUCCUCCUCCUCCUGCUGCUGCCGGUUGCACACGGCCUCGGUGGCGGCGGGCGCGACAGUGGGAGCGGGAGUUGCGCGUGAGCUUGCCUUGUUUGCCUGCAGCGGUGUCCUCUUCAGACCGGCUUCCCCGGCGGCGGCGCUAGGCCAGCGGGCUCGAGGGUCCCCCGCGCCGAGGCAGAGAAGGAGGAGGAGAAGGAAGAGGAGUCCCCGAGGAGGAGGAGGAGGAGGAGAAAGAAAGAGGAGAAGGGAGGCGGCGGUCGCCGCCGGGGGGACCGGCGCCCCCCUGUCCGCUUCUUCGCCCUCCCCCUUUCCUAGUCCCUCUCUUUCUCUUGCACUCACUCACACACACAUACACGCGCGCACAUUCACUCAGACACACGCGCACUCACACUCACUUGCAUUCCCGACCGGCCGGCAGGCGGGCGCCUCGGCUUUGUGCACGGAGCGAGGAUGGUGUAGCUUCCCCCGCAGCAGCGCCAGAGCCCCGCCGACCCGGACGCUGCUGGUCUCUUCUCACGAGCCCGGCUCCCGCCCCACCCCGCUCAGUCCUCGCCCUCCCUCCUCCUCCGGCCGGGGAAGCCUCCGCACCGCCCGGCACCAUGAGUGAACAGAGUAUCUGCCAAGCAAGAGCUGCAGUGAUGGUUUAUGAUGAUGCCAAUAAGAAAUGGGUGCCGGCUGGUGGCUCAGCUGGGUUCAGCAGAGUUCAUAUAUAUCACCAUUCGGGUAAUAACACUUUUCGAGUUGUGGGAAGAAAAAUUCAGGACCAUCAGGUUGUGAUAAAUUGUGCCAUUCCUAAAGGAUUGAAGUACAAUCAAGCUACACAGACCUUCCACCAAUGGCGAGAUGCUAGACAGGUGUAUGGUCUCAAUUUUGGCAGUAAAGAGGAUGCCAACGUCUUCGCAAGUGCCAUGAUGCAUGCCUUAGAAGUGUUAAAUUCACAGGAAGCAGGUCCUACAUUGCCUAGACAAAAUUCACAACUGCCUUCCCAAGUGCAGAAUGGUCCAUCACAAGAAGAAUUGGAAAUUCAAAGAAGGCAACUGCAAGAACAGCAGAGACAGAAGGAAAUGGAACGGGAGAGGCUGGAGCGUGAAAGAAUGGAGCGAGAGAGAUUGGAGAGAGAGAGGUUAGAAAGGGAAAGACUGGAAAGGGAGAGAAUGGAGCAAGAACAGCUUGAAAGAGAACGCCAAGAACGCCUCGAACGAGAAAGGCAAGAUCGGGAGAGGCUUGAGCGAGAAAGACAAGAAAGAGAGCGACAAGAACAGUUAGAAAGGGAACAGUUGGAAUGGGAAAGAGAGAGACGAAUAUCAAAUGCUGCUCCAUCUUUCGACAACUCCCUGUAUAGUGCUCCACUUCCUGAAUAUUCCAGUUGCCAGCCUCCUUCAGCACCUCCUCCAUCAUAUGCUAAAGUCAUCUCUGCUCCAGUGUCAGAUGCCACUCCUGAUUAUGCUGUAGUGACCUCUGUACCACCUACUUCCACACCCCCUACACCACCACUACGACACUCAGCGACACGUUUUGCAACUUCUUUAGGUUCAGCCUUCCACCCUGUUCUGCCCCAUUAUGCUACAGUUCCUCGUCCUCUGAACAAAAACUCUCGACCUUCUUCUCCUGUGAAUGCACCCCCUUCUCAGCCUCCAGCUACGAAGCCUUUUGCCUGGUCUGCUUCAAACUUUGCACCCCUCCCUCCAUCGCCUCCAGUUAUGAUUAGCAGCCCUCCAGGCAAAGCCACUGGUCCAAGACCUGUUCUCCCUGUUUGUGUUUCUAAUCCGUUGCCCCAAAUGCCUCCGUCACCUACAGCACCCAAUGGGCUUCCUGAUUCUGUAACAUAUCCAGCACCUUCACCGUCUACCUCAGGUCCAGCAGCUCCACCUCCGCCACCACCACCUCCAGCACCUCCACUGCCUUCCCUUCCGUCACUGUCCCACUCUGGACCUCAAGCUUCUCCUCCUCCAAGCACCCCUAUUGCCUCAACUCCCUCAUCCAAGCCUAGUGUUCUCCCUUCUCCCUCUGCAGCUGCCCCUGCCUCUGUUGAGACUUCUCUAAACUCUGUGCUGGGAGACUCCUCUGCUUCUGAGCCAACCUUGCAGGCAGCCUCUCAGCCGAUUGAAACUCCGACCCAGCAGGGUAUCGUCUUGGGACCACCUGCACCUCCUCCCCCUCCACCACUUCCACCUGGUCCAACCCAGACUUCAGUAACACUCCCACCUCCCCCAGGUCCACCCCCUGCACCCCCGCUUCCAUCCUCUGGGCCACCUCCACCACCCCCUCCACCACCCCUUCCCAAUCAGGCACCCCUUCCUGUUCCUCUACCUCCUCCUGCUCCUCCACUCCCCCCUUCUGGAUUUUCGGUGGCAUAUGUAUCAGAAGACAAUCGCCCAUUAACUGGACUUGCAGCUGCAAUUGCUGGAGCCAAACUUAGGAAAGUUUCACGGAUUGAGGACUCCUCUAGUCCAAGUGGAGGAAGUGCCAUUGGAGUGAACUCAACUUCAGCUAAGACAGACACAGGUCGUGGAAAUGGACCACUUCCUUUAGGUGGGAGUGGCUUGAUGGAGGAAAUGAGUGCCCUGCUGGCCAGGAGAAGAAGAAUCGCUGAAAAGGGAUCAACUAUAGAAACAGAACCAAAAGAGGAUAAAACUGAAGAUGCAGAACCAUCAGCUUCUAAGACCUCUUCAAGCACACCCGAACCAACAAGAAAACCUUGGGAAAGAACUAAUACAAUGAAUGGCAGCAAGUCACCUGUUAUCUCCAGACGGGAUUCUCCAAGGAAAAAUCAGAUUGUUUUUGACAACAGGUCCCAUGAUUCAUUACACAGACCAAAAUCUACACCGUCUGCGCAACCCAGUGCCAAUGGAGUGCAGUCAGAAGGGCUAGACUAUGACAGGUUGAAGCAGGAUAUUUUAGAUGAAAUGAGAAAAGAAUUGACAAAACUAAAAGAAGAGCUCAUUGAUGCAAUCAGACAGGAACUCAGCAAAUCAAAUACUACAUAAAAUUAAAAGAACAAAAACAAAAAAAAACAAACAAAAAAACUAAGGAGAUAAGACUUUGACCAGACAACAUAAAGUAACUACAUUUUGCGGGCUGUUAGAAGAAAAUGGAAACAAAUACUUGGAAUGAGGGGAAAAUCAACAUUUUAUGAAAGCUGUCACACAUCUAUGAUGACCUGUUAUUUCCCUCCCAGUUUGCUGCUUUUUUCUGACCUUUACAACAGGAUGGAAAAGAGUCUAUGAAUUACUGUAAUGAUUAUGCAGAAAAUCCUAUACCUGUCAGGCAAGAUCACAGUGCAUUGAAAUAUUUUCAUGUCAAGAUAAAGUUGCACAUUUUUCAGAAUUCAUUAUUAAAACAAAGAGGAGAAAUGUUCCAGAAGGCUUUUCAGAGAGGUUUUCAGUGUUAAUGAAGGAAUUAGCAAGUUAUUUUGUUGUACUGCAAAUGUUUCUCAGGUUUUGUCUUCCUAUUACAUUUGAUAUUCCAUGAAUUAUUACAUGUAUGGGUUCAGAUCAUAAAACAGAACAAAUGGAAAUGUACGUGCUUAUGAAAAGUGGUUAUUUGCAAGAAAGUGACCUAAACAUGAUUCGUCCCGUUUGGGGAAUUCUAGGAUGAUAGGGAAGCCUCUCUAGUUAGCCUUCAUGCAAUUUUGUAGAUUAAAAACAUAAAGUACAGUCCAAAUUUUUAAAAAUGUAGAUGCCUUCCUAAAUUGUUACAAUGCUUUACCAAAUCUACAUGAUACAAUCAGUGGUCAAAUGUUAAAAAUAGUAUGUUAGAGAUUUACUGUAGGUUUCCAGGCUUUUUUUUAGAUUUAUGCAUGUGGACAUAUAACAAUCACCACAAAAUUUGUAUUUUGUUUUUUAUUACAGAAAGCAAUACACAUCACAAGCAUUUAGUAGCCUUUCCAGGCCCAGCCCCAAAGGGGAAAAAUUUAUUGGUGGGAGGAAAGAGGGGGGAAUUAUUUUUCAUUUAAAAUUAUUUUUCUUCAAUAUAGUUUUCUCAGACAUUUUGUGCAUGAAUAAUAAUGAGGAAUAUUUUGUGACUUCAAUCAGUAAUCAUGUUAAUAGAACCAGGUACUUAAUCUUUCUUUAUAGUUACUUGUAUUUUAGGUAACUUUAUGAGUCUGGGUUUCACAUCAUUUAUCUAUCCCUGUGGAACUCAAAAAGUUUGAUCACUGAAUUUGAGAAUCAUUUACAGCCAUGUCCCUGCAGUAAUACAGAAUACAAAUGCCCAGGGUAUCUAUUCCUGGCCCUCUCUUUGAGGUUACUUUUGAAAUUUGCUUUGAUAAAUUAACAAAGAAAAGAAAUAUGAAACUAUUAGGUUCACAAAAAUAAUGGAAAAAAGAGAAGGUAAUAAAGUACUCUGCAUCAUUUUCUUUAGUGAAUGAAGUGAGAUUUUGAUGGUGGAAAGAAGAAAUAAUUAUUCUGCUUACCACUGUGUGUGUGUGUGUGUGUGUGUGUGUGUAAAAUCCACCUUCUCUUUCUUACCUGUUUUAUUUGAAGCUGGUAAGAUUAAAUGGGAAAAAGAUUCCUGUGAGUUGCUAUCAGUAAAGCUCUUAGGACUGUCUAGUAAGUCAAAAAUGUUCACCUCAAUGUCUUGAUUUUAUGCUAAGUAAUUUUAGUGCCAUUUUUGCUUUGAAGUCUAUAGGAAUCAGAAAUCAUACCAGAAUUUUGAAAAAUCCUCACAUUUUAAUUUGCCUUUUAGAUUCUUUGGGUCUCAGUUUAUAGGACAGAAAGCUUUUAAAUAGAAUAUUCUCCUGGUUACCAAAGCAAAUCCACAGCACUUACCACUUCACAGAAAGUUGAUAAAGGAAGUCCGUCCCCCCAGCCCCUUUUAAAUGUUUCUUGUUUCUGUAGAGACUCCAUUUUAAAGACUAGACUGUGAUGGAACUUAUGAUAGUAUGCAAUUCUUCUUUCCAGUGACUGUUCAUUGUUCUGCAUGUGAUAGUGAAGGCAUUAAAGGUAAAAAGCAAGCUUUUAAAGUACUGUUCUCUAAAAAGUAAUAGGAGGCAUUUUCAUCUUUGCUCACAUAAUUUUUUUUAAGCACACAUUUUUGUCAUUAAGAUUGUUUACACUCCCUACCAACCUGGUUAGAAAUCAUGUUUGAUUUUGUUAGAAAAGUUCAAUAGCCUGGUGGAAUGGUAUAUUGGGUACAAGUGGUCCAAAAGACUAAAAUACUGAAUCCUGAAAGAAACUGGUUUAUGCACUAAACGUUUUGUGCCUUGGUCAAAAAUUAACAUGAUUUCUGUAUUAAAGGGAAAAAAAUGACCCACACCAAUGUUUAUUCAUGCUACUUUUCAUCUAUAUUUUCUGUUAUCCCAGAUUGCUGAAUUUGUUCUUUACAAGAAAAUUGAUUGAAUUAAGGUUUACUGUAAACAUUUGCUGUCAUACUGACAGUUAUGUCCUUGCCAGAGAUUUCAGUAAAGUAAGAAAUAGAAGCUAAGGUUACUUUCCUUAUUGUUAAAAAUUAUGUCCUUAAAAUCAGAAUAUUACAGUUUUUGUGCUUUUGUAAAUUGGAUAUCUUAGGCUGAGUACAGUUUAGGGGAUCCUUUCUAAUUCCAGGAAAGUACUGCUUUCCUCAACACUGUGAUCUGAUCUGUGACAAAUCUGUACUAUACACUCUGUAAAUGGCUAACAAGUCAAUCGCAAACAAAAUGAAUGUACAAAUCUUAGUGCUGGUGCUGAAAUCUCUUCAGAAGAGUCAUCAUGAUUUAAAAGUUUGUUGUUUAAAAAAAUUUUUUCCCGCAUCAAGUGUCAAUCAAAACUGAAGAUGAAACACUAAUGAAUGUUGAAUUUUCAUGCUUUAGGUGUACCUCCUUUUUAGAUUUUAUUUUUCAGUUUGUUCUCUGCUAUUUUUACCAUACUGUGUCAUUUAAAUUUCCUACAUGCUAACUUUUCAUUUGUGCGAUUAAAAUAAAAUUGCAAUAUAUA
Molecule: messenger RNA, 6245 nt
Organism: Monodelphis domestica (gray short-tailed opossum)
Lineage: Eukaryota; Metazoa; Chordata; Mammalia; Didelphimorphia; Didelphidae
Gene: ENAH
Product: ENAH actin regulator
Biological process (GO): actin polymerization-dependent cell motility; axon guidance; actin polymerization or depolymerization
Molecular function (GO): SH3 domain binding; profilin binding
Source: RefSeq, a predicted model, not a curated record